Taeniopygia guttata (zebra finch) is the source of this 1037-nucleotide messenger RNA. Lineage: Eukaryota; Metazoa; Chordata; Aves; Passeriformes; Estrildidae. The record is from RefSeq and is a predicted model, not a curated record.
CCCCAGGUGCCCCCAGGUGUGCCCAGGUGCCCCCAGGUGUGUCCCAGCUGUGCCCAGGUGCGCCAUGGCCGCCCGCCCGGGCUGGCCCCUGCCCGGCUCCUCGGCCCUGCUCGUCUGUGACCUCCAGGAGCGAUUCCGCGGCUCCGUCGCCGCCUUCCCGCAGAUCGUGGCCGUGGCCGCGCGCCUGCUGCAGGGCUGCCGCAUCCUGGGGGUGCCGGCGCUGGUGGCGGAGCAGCGCCCGGAGGUUUUGGGGCGCACGGUGCCGGAAUUGGGGGCGCAGGACCUGCCCCGGGUCCCCAAAAGCGCCUUCAGCAUGGCGGGGGCGGCCGCGCCCCUCCUGGGGGACCCCAAAAUCCGCGCGGUGCUGCUCUGCGGCAUCGAGGCGCACGCCUGCGUGCUGCAAACGGCGCUGGAGCUGCUGGCGGAGGGGCUGGAGGUGCACGUGGCCGCCGACGCCGUCUCCUCGCGCAGCCAGGUGGAUCGCGCCCUCGCCCUCGCCCGCAUGCGCCAGGCCGGCGCGUACCUGAGCACCUGCGAGUCCCUCCUGCUGCUGCUGCUGCGAGACUCCGCCCACCCCAAAUUCCCGCAGAUCCUGCCCCUGAUCAAGGAGCCACCGCCGGACACGGGGCUGAUCCUGGGGGGGGCCCUGGGGGCGCUGGGGGAGCCCUGAGACCCCAAAAUCCCCCAAAAUCAGCCCAAAAAAAACCCCCAAAUCAGCCCAAAAAUCUGCCCAGAAAUCCCCCAAAAUCAGCCCAAAAAAAACCCCAAAAUCAGCCCAAAAAUCUGCCCAGAAAUCCCCCAAAAUCAGCCCAAAAAUCCCCCAAAUUCUGCACAAAAAUCCUCCUCAGUCUGGGGAGCGUCUGAGCCCCCAAAUCCCCCCAAAAUCAGCCCAAAAAUCCCCAAAAUCCCCCAAAUUCAGCCCAAAAUUCCUCCUCAGUCUGGGGAGUGUCUGAGCCCCCAAAUCCCCCCCAAAAUCAGCCCAAAAUUCCCCAAAAUCCCCCAAAUUGGGGUCAAUAAACACUGCCCCUUCCCCAAAA